UUCCGUUUGUGAAACGCUGGGUUCUUUUUGUAAGAUGGAACAAUUCGAUUAUUAGGCCUAAUCAUAAUUAAUGUUUCCAUUUCGACUCGUCUUUUAUAGAAGUGGAAGUGGCUUUAUUGGAAGCAAAUUCUUUCCCCCAGGUACCUGAUCAAAUACAUUAGUAGAUUACCAUGAAUAGACCUACCAUAUUUUAGUUUUCACAAAUCAAACUUCACCAGUUCAUCAGCUGACAAAAUUUAAAAAGUUUGUGACAUGUCGGACUAUGGAAGAUAUGGUGAUGGUUAUGGACGUAGAGGUCAAGGUUACAGGGGAUACAAAGGUCGAGGUCGCGGCUACAGAUAUAAUGAUAAGGAAUAUUCAGAAAAUAAACAAAGAGACUAUGAAUUUGGAGGUCACAGAGGUUACGACAGGGAAGAAGGUCAAGGUCAUAGGCAUGAAGGAGGAGGAGGGGAUAGAGGAAGAGGAGGAAGAGGAAGACCACCUGGGUUGAAGGGACGAGAUAUUGGGUUGUGGUAUGCUGCCAAAUCAAGGGCCAAGAAAGAAAAAACAGAACGUUGUCAUAGACCAGUCGUACAUAUGAACAGAACGGAAGAAAAGGAAAUCAGAUCUGUUUUAAAUAAUUUCGACAUCAAGCCACCUGUAUCUUUAAAAAAACAUUCUUACAAUCUAAGGGAUUCCACAUCCAAGAGUAAACAAAAUUCCUACGAGCCAACUGAAACAAAGAUAUCCUACGGUAGUGACUGGUUCGACAACUGUGAUCAGAAAUCAGAAUAUUCAGAACCAUUGAAUCUGGAAACGGGAGCAGCUUCCAGUAGUUAUUCAGCGGCAUCACAGCAAGGUUUAGGCAUAGGAUCACAAUACAGCGGUGAUAAAUCGGAAGGUAUUCAUACACGCUUUACACAGGAAGAUGACGAAGAUUUAGAUAUUUCAGCUUUUAAAGAUAUGGUAGAACUCUCUAAAUUUGAAUCAGACUUCAUCGAAUUGGACUCUGACGUCAGUGAAUUUUACGCCUUCAGUCCGUCUAGUGAGUUGGAUAGUUUGUAUAAAUCUGAACUGGAAAACAAAAAUAUGCGACCAGAAUAUCAAAAAAUGUUGAAAUUUCGUGAAAAACUCCCGUCCUUUAAGAUGCAGGAUGAAAUAAUCGAGACGUUGGCUAGAAAUCAGGUGGUUGUCAUCGGCGGUGAGACAGGAUGCGGAAAGACAACUCAGGUUCCCCAGUUUAUUUUGGAUGAAGAAAUACGUCAAGGUCGCGGGUCGCAGUGUCACAUCAUCUGUACUCAGCCCCGUAGAAUCAGUGCUAUAUCGGUUGCCGAAAGGGUCGCUCAAGAACGUGCGGUCCGAUGUGGGGGAGAGGAUGUAGGGUAUAUGAUAAGGUUAGAAAGUCGUUUGCCAAGACCUCGCGGUUCAAUCCUCUUCUGUACAACCGGAUGUGUUUUGAAAUUUCUUGAAUCUGAUCCAUCCUUGACCAGAGCUACGCAUGUUAUUCUUGAUGAAAUCCACGAACGCGAUUUACACUCCGAUUUUUUGAUGAUUAUUCUCAAAGAUCUUCUUCCCAAAAGACCAGACAUUAAAGUUAUUCUAAUGAGCGCCACCCUGAAUGCGGAGAUGUUUUCUGGAUAUUUCCACAACUGUCCGAUGCUGCAUAUCCCCGGAUUUACGUUUCCCGUUGAAGAAUAUUUUGUUGAGGAUGUUUUAGAAAUGCUUAAUUAUCGCGUUGAAGCGGCUCAGUCUCGUCCAAAACGCCUAUUUGGACUGAAGAAACAUGAGGCACAAAACAGAAUUCAGCUUCAAGAAUCCUGGCUGCAAACAAUAAAGGGAGAUUACUCUUAUAACACAAUCAGUAGUUUACGCAACUUGAUGGCUGAUGAGGAUAAAGUCAAUAUAAAUCUAAUUUCUAAUUUAAUUACGUAUAUUGUUCAAAACAAACCAGAUGGCGCUAUUCUUGUGUUCGUUCCCGGCUGGAGUGAAAUCAGUAAUUUAAACAAAUGUCUGUUGGAUCAACCAAUGUUCAACUCUAGUAACUUUAGAAUUAUCCCCCUUCAUUCCCUCAUGCCAACUGUGAACCAAAAACAGGUCUUUGAUAGACCUCCCCCUGGUGUACGUAAAAUCGUCAUAGCAACAAAUAUCGCGGAGACUAGUAUCACCAUAGACGAUGUUGUGUACGUGGUCGAUGCUGGCAAAAUUAAAGUUAAAGAUUUCGAACCCGAGAACAACCUGAGUACUUUGGAAUCGAAACAAGUAUCGUUAGCCAACGCCAAACAAAGACGUGGACGGGCAGGAAGAGUGCAGCCUGGGGUAUGUUAUCGUCUCUACACACGACAAGAAGAAUCCAUGAUGAUUGAUUGUUUUCCUCCGGAGAUGCUCCGAACGCGACUAGAGGAAGUCUGUCUCCAAAUAAAGAUCCUGAAAUUAGGAAAGAUUUUACCGUUUGUUAGUAAAGCCAUGGAACCACCUUCAAUUCUAGCUCUAGAUCAUGCCAUUACAACACUUCAAGAUUUGAACGCUCUCGAUAAGCACGAGGAGUUAUUGCCCUUGGGAUAUCAUCUAGCGAGAAUGCCUGUAGAUCCUCAUACCGGUAAAAUGAUUCUAUUUGGAGCAAUGUUUGGAUGUCUCGAUCCAGUAUUAUCAGUCGCGGCCAGUUUGAGUUAUAAGAAUGCUUUCUAUACGCCACUUGGUAAAGAAUCGGAAGCAGACGAAGCUCGUCGUCUGCUCUCCGCUGACAGUCAUAGUGACCAUAUACUCCUUAUCAACGCGCUUAAAAAAUGGGAGAAAGCUAAAUCCAAUGGAAACGAAUACCAAUUCUGUCGGGAAUUCUUUCUGUCGGUAAAUGUUCUCAGGUUAUUAAAGGAGAUGAAAAAACAACUGGCUAAACUUUUACAGGAAGUUGGUUUUACUACAAGUUCGGAUCCCAAUGAUCCGUCUGCCAACAUCCAUUCUAGUAAUCUGAGUCUAAUCAAAGCAGUUGUGUGUGCCGGACUGUAUCCAAAUGUUGCAAAAAUCGGCAAAACACCCAGAGCGUCAGGCAAAGGGACAACGACUGUAAAAUUGAAUCUAAAAGGCGGUCAAAAGGCCGCCAUGCAUCCCGUGUCAGUUAACGCAAAAUGUAGUUCGUUUAAAUCGCGGUGGGUUAUUUUCCACCAGAUGUUAAAAACUAGUGCUAUUUAUGUCCACGACUGUACAACGAUUUCUCCGUAUCCUCUGUUGUUUUUUGGUGGGGAUAUUCGGCUAAUUUAUGACGAGGGUGAUUGUGUGUCUGUUGAUGAUUGGAUAGUUUUCAAGGCCUCUCCCGAAACUGCUCAACUCGUGAAAGAUAUGAGAUUUCAGUUGGAUCGUCUGUUGGAAAGAAAGAUAACUCGUCCAGGAUCGACUGAUUGGUCGACGGGAAGUAAGGAAUCCAAAUUGAUGAACGUUAUAAUAGAUUUAAUCACCAAAGAAGAUGAUCAAAUAAACUGGGCAGAUGAAGAGGCUGAUUAUUAGAGACUACAGUAAAGUGAAUUGAGACUUGAUUAUCCAUUACUAAACAUAACAUGUUGUUAAAGAGGCUAUACAUACACAUGUAUACCCAAUUCAUUUGGGGGGGUUGGAUGGCUGAAAGGUUAGCAUGCGCGCGCUGUAUCAUAAAGUCUGUCAUUGAGUCGACUGGCGUGGUUUUGAAUCCCCGGUUGUACGUGGCAAGGAGUAGGGUCGCCUGUCCAACCUCCGGGGUUUUCUCCGGGUCCUCCGGUUUCCUCCCACUGCUAAAGACCCCUACGCACAAGCGAAUUAUGUAAAUAAAAUUAAACCAUAUGUUAGUCUCGAAAUGACCUAGUUUGUGUCGAGUGGACAUUAAAUCCCAUUUCUCUCUCCCUCCCAAUUCAUUUUAAAUAAAAAAAAUGUUGUUUAUUUACUUAAUGAUGUAUUUUGGGAGCCGACAGUUCUCACUAUAAUAGUUAAAACAUAGAUACUUAAAGAUACAUUAUAGGAGAUUAAAGAUACAUUAUAGGAGAUUAAAGAUACAUUAUAGGAGAUUAAAGAUACAUUAUAGGAGAUUAAGGAGCUCACAGUUCUCACUAUAAUGGCUAAAAAAUAGAUAAUGUAAAUAGAAUAUGCUUAAAAUUUCAGUCAAAUUACUUCACUCGGUGCCCAGAAAACCUCAUUGUCAUUGUUACCACUGUAACGAUAAUGAAGAACGUCUCGAUUAACCAUUUUUGCGGUUAAUUAACAGUGGGCAUUGAACCGCAGAUCGGAUUCAUAUCUAAUGAAACUCAGAUAUAUAAGAUGGAAUCGAGAGUUGAUUAUGGUCUUGUCGUGUUAAUAAAUGUCUAAUUAAUAGUUUAUAUAACAUUUCAGGCCUAAAGAAAGACCUGUAAUAGGCAGAUUUAUCCCUUGUAUAAUGUAUGUUUUAAGAAAGGUAUUAUGAAAACUGUGUGAGUAUGUACUUAUCAC
Patella vulgata (common limpet) is the source of this 4425-nucleotide messenger RNA. RefSeq names its product ATP-dependent DNA/RNA helicase DHX36. The record is from RefSeq and is a predicted model, not a curated record. Gene Ontology annotation, cellular component: cytoplasm; intracellular anatomical structure; nucleus. Lineage: Eukaryota; Metazoa; Mollusca; Gastropoda; Patellidae. Gene Ontology annotation, molecular function: DNA helicase activity; G-quadruplex RNA binding; ATP binding. The transcript has 2 exons. The coding region runs from base 253 to 3477 and encodes 1074 amino acids.